This is a messenger RNA of Panicum virgatum (switchgrass), 3735 nucleotides long. RefSeq lists its product as uncharacterized. The coding region runs from base 1987 to 3348 and encodes 453 amino acids. The transcript has 4 exons. The record is from RefSeq and is a predicted model, not a curated record. Lineage: Eukaryota; Viridiplantae; Streptophyta; Magnoliopsida; Poales; Poaceae.
GGCGACCCACGUAGGUCAGCCAAACUAGGGGUGGCUCCCCUCUAUAAAUACCGGUGCCCAGGGUUCUUUGUUGCUGCCCCAACCCGAGCUGCACCUGUUGUGGUGGUACUACUAUCCCGUGAGAAUGAUUUUGUGGUGCUAUCUCGCCCACAAGAACGAUUUUUGUGGAGUGUCAUCACCCACAAGGACGCUUUUUGUGGAGGCAACCACGCCCCGCAAGGACUACUAACUCUUGGACGGCUGAUUUUGAUUUGCUAACACUCACAUAACCGUUUCGAGGCUUGUUCUUGUGUGUUCUUGCUCUCUUGUUGCAGGUAUGAAGAAGGACGGAAGGAAGGUCAUGGGUGUCUUCAAGAAGGCAACAGGCUCGACCUCGGGUCGUUCCCAGGGUGGCUCCAGCUCACGCUACUCCACCAGUUAUGUGCCGAGCCCUAGGGGAGAGCCCAACAGCCCGAGCCUCAAGACGAAGAGCAGCAGCCCGAAACUGCAGGCACAGGUGCAGCAGCCCGAGGAGGAAGAAGAAGAAGAACAUGACGACACCCACCUUGACAUCCGAGGUGAUCGUGAGCUCCAGGGAUACAACAUACUAAAGCGGUGCCGGUUCCGCCAAACGAGGAUUUUCGACCCCGACCUCCUUCAGAAAAUAGGAAUGGAUACUGACUUUGCCAACGUUUGGAAAGCCGUGGGAUGGACUGAUUUUGCCAACAUUUCUGAGAUGCGUUCCCACGACUUAACCUUUCAGUUUCUUUGCACCCUCGAUGAGGAGGAAAGUGGGAUCUCUUUCCAUCUUUUUAAUCAAGAAUAUUCAGUUUCUUGGAAAGAUCUUAGCACACUUUUGGGUUUUCAUCACCGCUGCAACAAUGGUGUUGAAGCAACUACUCGCGGUUUUGAAAAGCAGAGUUUCUGGCAAUCCAUUUCGGGUGCGACCACUGUUGGAAAACCAAGAUGCAAUGACAUACAGCACCCAAAUUUGUGUUUGAUGCAUAAAUGGGUUGCAAUAACAUGUUUCCUAGAGGUGAUGUCAGGCCCAUUCGGGAUAUUGAACUCCGAAUUCUUUUUACCAUAGUUAACAAAAUAAAGAUUUUCCCCCAUGAAGUUUAUGAUCCAGCAAUGGCUUGAAAAUUUUUGGAUGGUCGGGCCUAUUGAAUGCACAUCUUUAAUCACUCGAAUUGCUAGAGGUUUGGAUGUUUUGAGUUGGGCACCGAUUUCUUACAUCAACUCCUCGCGUUUAAUGAUUGACAAAAAUUAUUUGGUGUAUGGGCAUACACUUAAACAUGCUCUAGAUGACUCUUUGGUUUUCUUCUUGCCAAGCUAUGUAAGUGCCGGAGUCUAACAUUUGUGCUGCAGCCACAAGAAGUAGCCUGCAGGAGCAGCGUGUCCGGGCGGAUGACCCGGAGUAUAUCCCGGAACGAGGGAAUUGUCAUGCCGCCGCCACUGUAUCCAUAUCACAGGCGCGCUGGAGGGUAUGCUCCAGCUGGGGGAGCAUCCGGGUCUACAUUCGGAUAUCAACCCGGCUGGGAGCAAACCUCCCAGCAACAGCAAGCAUGAGGCUCGGCAUGGCAGAGCGCAAGUAGGGCAGAGUGGGACCAACCUGCAAGAGCACACUGGCAGCCGAGUGAUGGCUCCAGUUCAAGUGUUAGGGCAUGUACAAUGGCAAUAAUCACAUCGUCUAUUAGCGGUUUAAUCCGAUUACCAAAGCACAGUUAAUGCCGAACCAGGCGAUGCCGUCGUCUCACCAGACGACGGCACGGGCUCGUGCUUCGAGCGCUUGUAGAUGGCUCGCCGGGCGUUGUACGGGGCGGUGGCGACCGAGCGAUGGCGGGAUCGAUCCUCUGCUCCCGCACAAGAUUUUGGCCCAGGCGUGCGUGAUUCUAGCGGCAAAACUCAUCUGUGCGCUCUCUUUUCCCCCCUAUAUCCAUCUGCUCCCUUCGUCAAAUCCCCACCCACAAGCCCCAAUCUCCAACUACGGCAAAAUCAAGGGGAGCAAUGGCAUCGGGGAAGGACUCGGCGGCUUCAGCUGCUACCGCGGCGCGCGAGAGGAAGGCCAUUGCUACGCGGGCACGGGCUCUGAAGCUCGGGCUUGCGACGACGAUGAUGGCGCAGGGCGGGAAGGCCGUGAAGACAGCGGCGCAGGGGAGGAACGAUGCAACGGCGGCGCGGGGAAGGAAGGAUGCGACACCGGCGCAGCAGCGGUUGGUGGAGGAUCCGCCUGAAGAGCAAAGGUUCGCCACCCCAAUCCUCUCUGCUUGCCCAAGAUCGACCCCUGAGCGAAGCUUUGGCGCUGCCCCAAACCUCGCUGCUGGCACUAGAUCCACUCCUGUGCAAAGCAAUGAUGCCUCCCCAAGCCUCGGUGGUGGCACUGGAUCCACUCCUGUGCAAAGCUUUGCCGCCGCCCCAAGAUCAACAGGAGGUUUCUUCUUCCCGGCUGCCUCAAGGUACAACGGCGGCAUGAACUUCUCCGGCAGCCCAACCUUGAUGUCUUCAACCAUGGCUAGCCAUCCAUCACUGACUCAACCAUGGAUUCAUGCCGAUCCAAGAGAAUGGGACAAUGAUCCAGUUCCACCAGGCGACUUCAUGAAAAUGUUCGAAAACCAGUCUGAGAAUUCUCACCUUGUUGGGAGAACCUCUCACGGUGCCCCACCGGUUGAAGAACUAGCACCCACUCCACCAGCUAGAGGGAACCAGAAUAUGGAAAAGGAACAAAGUGGUAGGAUUGAUAAGAGGAUUCUUUGGACACAAGACGAAGAUUUAAGAGUGAUGAACGCUUGGUUGAAGAAAUCGGUGGACUCUGUCAGCGGUAAUCAUAAAAGGAAUGAGCAGUAUUGGGGUGAUGUUGCUAGGACAUACAACGACACAACACCGAGUCAUAGGCGGAGGAACAUGAAACAAGUAAAAGAUAGAUGGCACAAGGUUAACAGGUGGACCAACCUGUUUCAUUGUGUCUGGCUGAAAGCUCGUAGAUUGAAUACAAGUGGGUGGAAUGAUCAGAUGUGGAUUGAUGAAGCCCACAAGUGGUACGUGUCUGACAACGAAGAACUCAAGCUAGGACAUUUCGUGUUGAUGAAUGUUUGGUAUGCUGUUAGAAAUGAGCCAAAAUGGGUAACCUACAAUGAUAACCUCCAAAAUGCACACAAAAGGAAGGGAUCAGACCACGGGGCUGAAGAGGAUAGGGAAGAAGCAGACCCUUUUGAUGUCACUGUAAAACCUAGACCAAUGGGUACAAAAGCAGCAAAGAAGGCAGCACAUGAAGCAAAGGUGCACUCCAUGUCUUCCUCAACAGAAGAUGCAGAUGUUACAAUCCUCAAAGAAGCUCAAGCAAACAGACUAAAGGUACUAGAAGUACAAUAGAAAUUAUCCGCAGAGAGGUUGGAGUCAUCAAAGAUUGCCCAUCUAGCAGCAAAGGAGCACAAAGAGGCCAAACUUGCUGAGAAGGAAGCCAAGACUCUGGAGGUUAUAGCAAAAAUGAUGGAGACAUAUAACUGUCUACUUGCAAAAGAUGUUGGGCUAAUGAACGCUGAGGAAAAGGAUGAUCAUGUUGCAACACAAGUACUUGAAGAAGUCAAUAUUUCCUGAUAUGUACUAAGCCAACACCUUCCCCAACUUUGUCAUGGAGUGGGCUGCAUCAUAGAACCAGAGGAGCUGUACUUCAUCAACCAGUUUGAUGAUUAGUUCAGAGCUUAGAGUCAAUUAGCUGUCCUUCAUCUACCUGUGUGAACAUGUGUUUUAUUUUUAUUU